CACGGCGGCCACGUGAUCUUUAAACCACGCCCUUCAGUUUGCUCGUUGACGUCACGUCAUUUCACUCCCAUCGUGCCCCGCUACAGCCAUCAUCUUGAAGUUCAGAGCAAGAUGGCGGAUAAACCAGUAGCCCUGGCCCAGAAGAGGCUUUUGGACGUCAAGCUCGGAGAACUGCCAUCAUGGUUUGGAACAAGAGACUUCACCCCAAACGGACUUAUUGGUGGUGUUCGAGGAGGAUAUGAGAGAUAUUACAACAAAUACAUCAAUGUGAGGAAAGGUGGCAUUGGUGGAGUUGCCAUGUUCCUUGCUGGUUACAUUGCCCUGAGCUACCUCUGGGAAUACGAUCACAUCAAGCACGACAGGUGGAGGAAGUACCACUGAAACCCACUGGACCACCAGGGCACUCAAAUAUUUUGUCUGCAGCAGUGUUAUCAUCAUACUCCAGCUUUCUCUGUUUGUGACCAAGAAUAAAAUGACAUUCAUUUAA
This is a messenger RNA of Carassius carassius (crucian carp), 487 nucleotides long. RefSeq names its product ATP synthase subunit f, mitochondrial-like. The coding region runs from base 112 to 381 and encodes 89 amino acids. The transcript has 4 exons. Gene Ontology annotation, biological process: proton motive force-driven mitochondrial ATP synthesis. Gene Ontology annotation, molecular function: proton-transporting ATP synthase activity, rotational mechanism. NCBI's taxonomy places the organism in Eukaryota, Metazoa, Chordata, Actinopteri, Cypriniformes, Cyprinidae. The record is from RefSeq and is a predicted model, not a curated record.